CACAAGGGUUCUUUUAGCUUUGAUGUUACCUUGGAUCAGUUCAAGGUCAAGAUUGGGACUCUAAAGAAGAAAUAUACAAGGAGUGAGAUGAGGGGUGGAGAAGCUUCUCUUUUGAAUCCUCAUGAACAAAAGUGUUUUCAGUUGUCAAAGGCUAUUUGGGGAGCUGAUGGGGUAGCUUUUGAAUCUUCCAUCAGUUAUAACAGCCAAUCGAAGGACAGUGAGAGGAGGGGAUUGACAAAGAAGUGUGACUUGGUCACUCCACGUAUGGGUAAGAAUGCUCAAGAAGCCAGUAAAAGAGGAGAUACGAAGAAGGCACCACUUGUUGAGAAAGAAUCUACUGGUUGGGAUGAUGAAAGUUCUUUCUUUCUUGGUAUGGAUUUUCUCAAAGAGAAAUGGACCAAGGUGCCGACAACUGAGACUACGAAGGGACCCCAAGAGAAGAUGAAGAAGUUGCAUGCCAAUGAACUUGAAUGUCAAAAAUAUGAAGAGAUGUUGAAGGCUAUGAAAGAUAAAUGUGCACAUGACAAGGUGGAGCUGUUGAAUGAGGUUACCUCUUUGAUCAUGGCAGCUGAUUAGAUCCAUGUAUAGUUGUUAGUUAUUGGGUUCUCUUUUUUUGGUUGCAAUGGCUCAAUAUCAUCGUCUAUAUAUGUUUAUGGGUUUUUAUUUGGGCAAUUGUCAAUAAUAGCACCUUUGAAGUUUAUGUCUCAAAAAUAGCACUAGAAAGAGAAAGUCACAAAAAUGACAUUCAUUAAAGGGUAAAAUAUCCCUAAUACCCUUGGUUUAAAAUUAAAUAAACAAACAAA
This is a messenger RNA of Brassica rapa (field mustard), 803 nucleotides long. RefSeq names its product probable transcription factor At1g66420. NCBI's taxonomy places the organism in Eukaryota, Viridiplantae, Streptophyta, Magnoliopsida, Brassicales, Brassicaceae. The record is from RefSeq and is a predicted model, not a curated record.